UCUCAUUUGCUUUCUGCUUCCGCAGACUAUCACCUCGUAUUAAGGACGAUUUUUCUUCCGGUUGGUAUCUGUUUGUUUCAUUAUUGAACGUUUUCCUUCUCUCUGGUGCUAGAAUCCGCUCCAUUCGGGAGGUUCUCUUGCCCUUUUUCUUGGUCUUGCGUUCUGGGCAUGCGUUCUUGUGGAUUGGGCUUCGAAGCAACUCUGGGCUUCUGCAGGGGCUUAACGAGGUGUUGGUGGUUGUGGACAACAUGGCUGGCACAGACAUGAGCAAGAUCCUUGAUGCUUAUAUCCUGGAUUACAUGAUGAAGAAGAAUCUCCAUGCAUCGGCUAGUACGUUCAUGAAAGAAGGGAAGGUUCCCAAACGUUCUGCUGUUGAUGUAAUUGAUGCUCCUGCUGGGUUCUUAUUGGAAUGGUGGUCUGUUUUCUGGGACAUAUUCCUGGCAAGAACAAAUGCAAAAUGUUCGGAUGCUGCUGCUUCAUAUCUCAAGCAAUUAAAGGAGAAAGACAAACAAAUUCAAUGUGAUAUUCCGAAUCUUCAAAUGAUGCAUGAACUGAGACAACAACAGACUCCAGACAUGUGUUCUUCGCCUUUUAUUGUUUGCUCAGGCCCAGGGAUUCCUGAGCACAUAUCGAGACAGCCAGCUGCCUCCACAAGACUUUAUGCAGAGUUACCUAGACAUGGUUAUGCACAACAGUUAGAUUGUUCUGCCUAUCUUGAUGCUUCUCAAAAGCUUGUGACUGACCAUUCUCGGGAUGUAGCCCAAGUUUCAAGAAGGAACCUCUCUAUGGCUUCAGGAGGUCUGUACCUUCCCCCUUCACAGGCAUCUAGCAACAUAGGUGAUACAAAUUUGGCUAAAAAUGACAAAACUGGAUCUUUGGAUCCAGCAUUGUGUGGUAUACCAGCAGACAUGCAGUCAAGAUCUAGACCUCUAACAGAUAUGAGUCCGGGGAUUAAGCCACUGCCUCUCAAUGGUGGGCCUUUAAUGGGAAGUGACCAUUUUCAACUGCACUCAGCAUGGGUCUCUCCUAUGCAAAGGCCUGACAGAUUACAGCAGUCUCAGCUGUUGAUGCAUCUUCAACAACGACAGCAGUUGACUGAUGCUCCUGAAAAUUGUAGAUCUAUGUUCACAGCAAAUUGUUCUCAACCAGGCAAAGGUUCUCCUAUUCAACUUCCUUCGCAAUUGAUUGGUGCAGUUUCAGACAACCAAGCAGUAUAUCGCCCAGUGGGACAACAGGUUCGACAAGACCAAGGACCACCACUAGAGAAUUGCCGUAAGCGGAAAAAAUCUGAGAAUCUUGGAACUGCAAAAAGUGCUGGUAUGGAUGAUUUUACAGGUGCUUCCUUCACCUCAGCACUGUCAUCUGGUCAUAGGAAGUCUGCAGGGAAUGCAUCGGGGCAUAGUGGCAUGUCAAGGAAGAAUCAGCCGCAUGUUUCUGUUGGAAUGAGAGGAAAUACACACCCUUUAGAGCAGCUGGAAAACUUGGACAAUUGUCACGCUGCUACCUCUUUAGAGGAUGAUGUCGACUCAUUUCUUUCACACGAUUAUGAGAAUGCUGUUGAUUCUUUAGUUGGCACAUCAAAAAGGAACUCUGAUCCCCUAAAUGUGGAUUCAUUGUCUGAAGUUGCCUGCCUUCGUUCAAGCAAUAGUAAGGUUGUUUGCUGCAGUUUUUCAUCUGAUGGAAAACUGUUAGCUAGUGCGGGUCAUGACAAGAAGGUUCUUCUUUGGAACAUGGAUACCCUGGAGACCAAGAGCUUACCAGAUGUGCACGCACUGUUGAUCACAGAUGUCCGAUUUAGGCCUAACUCAACAUACUUAGCGACAUCCUCAUUUGACAGGACCUUGCGUUUAUGGAAUGCAGCAGAACCACUCCAUUCUGUAGGCAGCCUUUCUGGGCAUAUGACACAGGUGAUGUCAUUGGACUUUCAUCCAACAAAUGAAGAUCUUCUGUGUUCAUGUGAUGCUAAUGGAGAAAUCCGCUUUUGGAGUGUCAAAGACUCUACCACCCACUGUAUCCUCAAGGGUGGUGCUUCAAAAGUGAGAUUUCAACCUGGUUCUGGUCAUUUUUUUGCCGCUGGAGCUGACAACGUGGUCAAUGUAUUUGAUGUGGAAUCUCACAUCUGUGAAUCUUCCCUGAAGGGCCAUGGGAAGGAUGUUCGCUCAAUCUGCUGGAACUGGGAUGGUAAAGUUUUAGCAUCUGUAAGUGAGGAUUGUGUGAGGGUUUGGCCGAUGACAGCAAAACGUGGAGAAAGUACACAUAAGCUGAGAUCUAAUGGCAACAAGUUCCAAUCAUGUGUAUUCCAUCCAGCUCACACGCACGUCCUUGUUGUGAGUGGUUAUCAGUCAAUCGAACUGUGGGACCUUGUGGCUGAUCGGGUGACAACAGUGGCCGCCCACGAUGGUAUUAUUGCUGGUUUGGCACAGUCACCGGUCACCGGAAUGAUUGCAACAGCCAGUCAUGACAAGUGCGUGAAGCUCUGGAAAUAAAAGUAGAGCGUAAGUUGGGAUGAGUUUGUACAUGAUAGUCGUUGGAAGGUUACAGCAUCUUGCUGAAUUUUCAUAGCUGGUUAUCUAAGAUUCAGUUUCUCUGAUUAAGCAUUUCUUUUCCGCAAAGGAACUCACCAUUUUUUAUACUAAAUUUUUGCUUGUUUUUAUUCUGUGGAUCUCGACAGAAAUGAAAUAAAAGGGUCUUGUCAUGGGUCAAGUGUGACCAGCCACCAUUCUGAUCACAAUAGAUAUGCACACGCACAUUUUCUC
Messenger RNA from Nymphaea colorata (pocket water lily), 2756 nucleotides. RefSeq names its product transcriptional corepressor LEUNIG_HOMOLOG-like. The coding region runs from base 249 to 2486 and encodes 745 amino acids. The record is from RefSeq and is a predicted model, not a curated record. Lineage: Eukaryota; Viridiplantae; Streptophyta; Magnoliopsida; Nymphaeales; Nymphaeaceae. The transcript has 18 exons. Gene Ontology annotation, molecular function: transcription corepressor activity; protein binding.